Molecule: messenger RNA, 4842 nt
Organism: Lingula anatina
Lineage: Eukaryota; Metazoa; Brachiopoda; Lingulata; Lingulida; Lingulidae
Product: pre-mRNA-splicing factor ATP-dependent RNA helicase PRP16-like
Cellular component (GO): intracellular anatomical structure
Molecular function (GO): 3'-5' RNA helicase activity; ATP binding; RNA binding
Source: RefSeq, a predicted model, not a curated record
UGGCUGCCCCCACUAAGAAUCGCAUUCGAAACGUUUACAGGUAAAUUAAUCCCGAUUGAAGUUGUGAUCAUAGUAGGUGCUUGUAUUUUUGGAUGUUUUAUGAACCAGUGUGGUAUCUCUGCAUUUUCUAUAGAGAAACAUAAUGACAUAAUUUAAUCCAAAUACGCCUCGGUUGUAACUUCGUUGUUUUGACCGAAUCUGAACGACAAACUUCUCACAGUUAAGAAGGUAGAAUUGCCAUUUUUGUGUCUGGCAUUAUUCGUUUUCAUUCUUGAUAAAAAAAAUAAUUCAAAAUGCCGAAAAUAAAAUACGAUCACGAUGAUGAAGAUGGGUCAGUUCAUCGGCUGGAAGGAUCGGACGUAAACCAACAAGGUGGACUGAUAAUCAUGAAAAAAGGUCCCUCUGCCGAUUCUGGAGAAAAGCAUUCAUUUAAACCACCACUCAUCAAAGGCUCUUUGCUCGGCCUUGACAGACUAGCUGCCGAUAAGAGGAAAACAAGGGACGAAGAAGAGGAAGGUGGUUACAAACGUUCUAAAGUUACAUCUUAUAAAAAUGAUGAAGACAAUGAUGAAGACAUAGAGGAGGAGGAUGCUGGUAGAGGGAGCCAUAAACCUCCCAAAGACAGACAUUAUCGCCCAGCCAGAAUGGAGACACCAUCACAUCCUGGAGGAGUCAAUGAAGAAGUAAGGUCAAAAAUUCAACACAGACACAAGGAGAGGGAGCGUGGAGUGUACGCCUCAUCCAAAGAUAAAGAAAAAAGGAGAGACAAAGACAGAGAUCGUAAGAGGGACCAUGAUCGUAGGUACGAUAAAGAGAGAUCAGAAAGAGGUCACAGGAGUGAAAGGAGUCAGAGGAGUGAGAGAGAGUGGGAAGAAACGCCGUCUAGAAGUCGAGAUGAACCUCCUACUCCAGCCAGAUACAAACCUAAGGAUACUCCAUCAGGAUCAAGCUGGGAUGAUGAUGACAUCACUCCCCCUCAGAAGUCUGUGUGGGAUGUCCCCACACCAUACAGGUCAGAACGCAGAGGUGACCGCGACAGAAGUGACCGAAGUGACAGGAGUGACAGAAGUGACAGGAGUCACAGAAGUCAAAGAUCGUCCAGGGAUGGGAGAAAACAUGACAGAAAGUCAAGGAAGAAGACUGAUGACACCCCGCUUCCCACGCCUUCUUACAAGUACAAUGACUGGAUGGAUGACAGGAAAAAGAUCCGUUACACACCCAGGGAGAGAGAUAACAGAGAUGAGGAGGGUUGGAGGAAAGACUUGACUGAAGAAGAACGCUUAGAAAUGGAGGAAGAGCAGAAGCGUUUAGAUCGUGAGUGGUACAUGCAAGACGAGGGUUAUGACGAGUCCCAUAAUCCAUUCUCUGGCAUGUCAGCCGAGUAUACCAAGAAAAAGGAACAGGAAAUUGAGAAGAAAAAGGUCAAGAGGAUGUCUGAGAAACAGAGGCAGAUAAAUAAGGACAUAGAGAUGUGGGAAACCAACAGAAUGCUGAGAAGUGGCGUUAUCCAGAAAGUGAAUUUUGAUGAAGACUUCGAGGAGGACAAUGAAGCUCGGGUUCACAUCCUGGUCCACAACAUUGUCCCCCCAUUCCUGGAUGGCAGAAUGGUGUUCACAAAGCAACCAGAGCCUGUGAUACCCAUCAAGGACCCUACAUCAGACAUGGCCCAGGUGGCCAGAAAAGGCUGCCAUGUUGUCCGCCACCACAGAGAGGAGAAAGAGAAGAAGAAAGCUCAGCAAAAACACUGGGAGCUGGCAGGGACCAGGAUGGGGGACAUUAUGGGGGUCAAAAAGAAAGAGGAAGAGGAUAAAGAUAUAGAUGAAGAGGGGAACUUGGACUGGAAGAAGAAUCAAAAAUUUUCUGACCACAUGGGAGAUUCCUCCCAGGCAGUUAGUGAAUUUGCUAAAAAGAAAAAUAUUCGACAACAAAGGCAGUACCUUCCUAUAUAUGCUGUAAGGAAUGAGCUACUGAAUAUCAUCAGGGAUAACAGUAUAGUUGUGAUAGUGGGUGAGACUGGCUCAGGUAAAACUACACAGCUGACGCAGUAUCUUCAUGAAGACGGAUACACCAAGUUUGGCAUGGUGGGCUGCACACAACCUCGUCGAGUGGCAGCCAUGUCUGUCGCCAAACGAGUCUCGGAAGAGAUGGGGAGUAAGCUCGGGGAUGAAGUGGGGUAUGCUAUUCGAUUUGAGGAUUGUACCUCGGAGAAAACAAUUAUCAAGUACAUGACAGAUGGUAUACUGCUGAGAGAAUCACUACGCGAGUCUGACCUAGAUAACUACAGUGCAAUCAUCAUGGAUGAAGCUCACGAACGGUCGCUAAAUACUGAUGUCUUGUUUGGUUUACUGAGGGAGGUUGUUGCUAGGCGACAGGAUCUCAAGUUAAUCGUCACCUCAGCCACCAUGGAUGCCACCAAAUUCUCCACCUUCUUCGGCAACGUCCCGGUGUACAUAAUACCUGGCAGGACAUUCCCUGUGGACAUCUUCUUUAGCAAGAAUACAGUGGAGGACUACGUGGACGCAGCGGUCAAGCAGGCCUUGCAGGUCCACCUGAUGGGUAACCCAGGUGACAUAUUGAUCUUCAUGCCUGGCCAAGAGGACAUUGAGGUGACAUGUGAACUGCUGGCAGAGCGUCUUGAUGAGCUUGAUGAGGCGCCCCCAUUGGCCAUCUUGCCCAUCUACUCCCAGCUGCCCAGUGAUCUCCAGGCCAAGAUCUUCCAGAAGGCCCCAGAUGGGAUCAGGAAAGCUGUGGUGGCCACCAAUAUAGCCGAGACCUCCCUCACAGUGGAUGGUAUACAGUUUGUGGUAGAUGCUGGUUUCUGCAAGCUGAAGGUGUUCAACCCUAAGAUUGGUAUGGACGCUCUCUCUGUGUUCCCCAUUAGUCAGGCCAAUGCCAACCAGAGGUCAGGNUCUCACACACACACACACACACACUGCUUCAGACUGUACACAGAGCGCCAGUACAAGGAUGAGCUGCUGGUGACCACAGUGCCAGAGAUCCAGAGAACCAACCUGGCCAAUGUGGUGCUCCUGCUCAAGUCCCUGGGGGUGCAGAAUCUCUUACAGUUCCACUUCAUGGAUCCACCUCCACAGGAUAACAUCCUGAACUCCAUGUACCAGCUGUGGGUUUUGGGAGCGCUGGACAACACGGGUUCCCUGACGUCCCUGGGCAGACAGAUGGUGGAGUUCCCUCUGGACCCCGCGCUGUCCAAGAUGUUGAUUGUCUCCUGUGAUAUGGGCUGCAGUGCAGAUAUACUGAUCAUAGUGUCCAUGUUAUCUGUCCCAGCCAUUUUCUUCAGACCAAAAGGAAGGGAAGAAGACUCGGAUUCUGCCAGAGAAAAGUUUCAGGUUCCAGAGAGUGACCAUUUGACCUUUCUCAAUGUCUAUCUGCAGUGGAAGAGAAAUAACUAUUCCUCCAGCUGGUGUCAGGAACACUUUGUCCAUGUCAAGGCAAUGAGGAAGGUCCGUGAGGUGCGUCAACAGCUGAAGGAGAUAAUGGACCAGCAGAAGAUGGACUUUGUGUCCUGUGGCCAGGAGUGGGAUAUCAUCCGGAAGUGUAUCUGUUCAUCCUACUUCCAUCAGGCAGCAAGGAUGAAGGGUCUUGGUGAAUAUGUCAACAUGAGGACAGGGAUGCCGUGUCACCUGCACCCCACCAGUGCACUGUUUGGCAUGGGUUAUACUCCAGACUACAUAGUCUACCAUGAACUGAUCAUGACAUCCAAGGAAUACAUGCAGUGUGUGACUGCUGUGGAUGGACACUGGCUAGCUGAACUGGGACCAAUGUUUUAUAGUGUCAAAGAAUCAUCUAAGACAAGAAAUGAAAACCGCCAGAAGGAAGCAGCGGACAUGACUGCCAUGGAGGAAGAGAUGAAGAAAGCCGAGGAGCAGAUUAAAUUGAGGAAGGAAGAGCAAGAGAAGGCUUUGGUUGAUACAAGUAAAAGAAACCAAAUUGUCACCCCAGGAAGAAAAGAACCAGGUACUCCAUUUACCCCCAGAAGACCAAGGUCCAAGAUAGGAAUUUGAUGUGGUGGGCCAACACCUCGGGUUGGAUUGAGAUAUCUUCAAAGUCGUCACCAAAUGAAAUGUUUUUAAAUGAGGGUGGAGUAGAAUGGAACAAUAAAGUCACUGUGAUGGAAGGAUUUAGUCAGAAGUUUUUUUUUUUUAAUCAAAAUGACUAGGAAUUCUGCUCGUGUUGUGUAAAACAGGUGGUUUGAGUUCUGAGGUGAACCUUUGGAAAAAAAAGCCUUUCUGCCUCCUGUUUGAUACAGGAUUCUAUUAGACAGUUAAAAAAAGGAGAAAUAGAGUCAGACAAGUGAUUUAGAAGUCCUAUGCAGUAAAAAGAACUUGGUUUGAUACUCAAGGCUACUUAAAGUUGUUUGCAGGCAGUGUAUAUCUUUACACUUAAAGUUGAAAACCUUAGGAUAAAACAGACUGAUUGGACAUGAUGAAUAUGCACUUGAUUAAUGUAUAUAUGUAUAUAUAAAGAGUUGAAUGUUAUUCUCAAGAGCAUGUGUUUUACCAUGCUCAUUACAUUGUUUGCUGGUAUUGUAGAUGCCCAAAAUGGACUCUUUGUUGCUGUAAAAUGCAGGGAUGAGAUUUUUCUGACUGUCAGCAGAUUUUUUUACAUUUUGGGAGUUAAAAAUAUCAUUGGCCCAGGCGGACCCCUUGACCUCAUGCCAAAUUUUCCAACUUUUUCACUAAAUGGCAGUCUCAUCACUGAUAAUAUUCAUUUCUGAUUUAAAGACUACAGUAGAUUAAAUGCAACUGGGAAGAUAACAUGUACAAAUUGAAAUUUUGAUCAUAUUAUUUUGUAUUUGCAUUAAAUAUAAAUGAUGAAUCUUCA